AAAAUGAAAAUAUUUUACAUCCUCGCCAUCGUCUUCCUUGUUGGUCUUAGCGCCAAAACUGCUCUUGGUGACUGUUUGUCAGGAAAAUAUAAAGGUCCAUGUGCCGUAUGGGACAACGAAACUUGUCGCAGAGUAUGUAAAGAAGAAGGAAGACCAAGUGGCCAUUGCAGUCCUAGCUUGAAAUGUUGGUGCGAAGGUUGUUAAUAUUUUAGUGUAAUAGAAACCUAUUGUAAUUAAAACGUUGACAUUGACGUAAUUAAAACAAUAAUGAAAUAAAAGUAUCUUUAUAAAA
Molecule: messenger RNA, 292 nt
Organism: Diabrotica virgifera virgifera (western corn rootworm)
Lineage: Eukaryota; Metazoa; Arthropoda; Insecta; Coleoptera; Chrysomelidae
Product: drosomycin-like
Exons: 1
Coding region: 4-204 (66 amino acids)
Biological process (GO): defense response
Source: RefSeq, a predicted model, not a curated record